AAGGAUGCUCGGUCUCUGGUAUUAGUGACCCAUAGACAGAGAGUGCAGCCUGGACGAAUAUUGAUAAUACAACGCUGUCUUCUGUAUGACAUAGUCUUGGACCAUAAUUACACAAUUAUUCGCCUUAUAUAAGCCUUACUUUCUUUUUAAAACAACAUUUUUACCACUCGGGAAUCGUAGGCUGUUUAUAUGGAAAUAUGAUUAGCUGUCACAGUAUAACGGACGUAAAGCUAGACAGUUUGUGGUAAAAACAAAUUUUACAUUUUAUUUUCUUCCGUUGCUGUUGGGAAUUUAGUUCAAUGCGUAUGGUGCUGAGAUAUAUCGUGCCAUUCUGAAAGUGCAGGGACGGUGGACAGACGUCACUCCGUGAUGGAUAAUGCCCAUACUAAGACGGUGGAGGAGGUUUUGGGCUUCUUCACUGUCAAUGAGUCUACAGGUCUGAGCUGUGAGCAGCUGAAGAAGAACAGGGAGAAAUGGGGAACAAAUGAAUUGCCAGCCGAAGAGGGGAAGUCACUGUGGGAGCUGGUCCUGGAACAGUUUGAGGAUCUGUUGGUUCGAAUCCUGCUGCUUGCUGCGUUCAUCUCCUUCACCCUGGCUUGGUUCGAAGAAGGGGAAGGGACGAUCACAGCCUUUGUUGAACCCUUUGUCAUCCUCCUCAUCCUCAUCGCCAAUGCUAUUGUGGGAGUGUGGCAGGAGCGUAAUGCAGAGAAUGCCAUUGAGGCUCUGAAGGAGUACGAGCCAGAGAUGGGCAAGGUGUACCGACAGGACAAGAAGAGCGUCCAGAGAAUCAGAGCCCGAGACAUCGUUCCUGGAGACAUCGUGGAAGUCGCUGUUGGGGAUAAGGUCCCGGCUGACAUCCGGCUGACCUCCAUCUGCUCCACGACUCUGAGGGUGGACCAGUCCAUCCUGACGGGGGAGUCUGUGUCUGUUCUCAAACACACAGACCCUGUCCCAGACCCCCGAGCCGUCAACCAGGACAAGAAGAACAUGCUCUUCUCUGGAACCAACAUUGCAGCGGGCCGUGCCAUUGGGGUUGCCGUGGCAACAGGGGUGCAGACAGAGAUUGGGAAAAUCCGAGAUGAGAUGGCUGCCACUGAGCCUGAGAGGACCCCCCUGCAACAGAAACUAGACCAGUUUGGAGAACAGCUGUCUAAGGUCAUCAGUGUGAUCUGUGUGGCGGUGUGGGCCAUCAAUGUGGGACACUUCAACGACCCGGUCCAUGGAGGCAGCUGGCUGAGAGGAGCUGUGUACUAUUUCAAGAUCGCUGUGGCUCUGGCUGUGGCUGCCAUACCAGAAGGCCUCCCAGCCGUCAUCACUACCUGCCUGGCUCUGGGCACCAGGAGGAUGGCCAGGAAGAACGCCAUUGUGCGCAGCCUGCCGUCAGUGGAGACGCUGGGCUGCACCUCUGUCAUCUGCUCUGACAAGACAGGAACACUGACCACCAACCAGAUGUCCGUGUGCAGGAUGUUUGUAGUAGACAGUGUGUCAGGGGAGCGCUGCAGCCUGAACGAGUUCACAGUGACUGGAUCUACUUACGCCCCUGAAGGGGAAGUGUAUAAGGAUGGCUCAGUUGUGAAGUGCAGUCAGUAUGAAGGCCUGGUGGAGCUAGCCUCCAUCUGUGCUCUGUGCAAUGACUCGUCACUGGACUUCAACGAGUCUAAGGGUGUGUUUGAGAAGGUUGGGGAGGCCACAGAGACGGCGCUCAUCUGUCUGGUGGAGAAGAUGAACGUGUUCGACACUGAGCUGAGAGGACUCUGCCCUACAGAGAGAGCUACAGCCUGCUGCUCAGUCAUAAAGCAGCUGAUGAAGAAGGAGCUGACGCUGGAGUUCUCCAGAGACAGGAAGUCCAUGUCUGUCUUCUGUUCAUCCAAUAAACACAUCAGGUCCGCCUCUGGAGCCAAGAUGUUCGUCAAGGGAGCUCCAGAGAGCGUUCUGGAGCGCUGUAACUUUAUCCGGGUCGGCGCUUCCUGUCGUGUGCCUUUGAGCGCCGCGGUCCGAGAGCAGAUCCUGUCCACUGUGCGGGAGUGGGGAGCAGGCAGAGACACGCUGCGUUGCCUCGCCAUGGCAACCAGGGACACACCCCCUGACAUCAAAGGCCUCAACGUGGAGAACUCCGCUACCUUUGCUGACUACGAGUCGGACCUGACCUUUGUGGGCUGUGUGGGCAUGUUGGACCCCCCCAGGAAAGAGGUGCUCUCUGCGGUCCGAAUGUGUCGGCAGGCUGGCAUCAGGGUCAUCAUGAUCACAGGCGACAACAAAGGCACAGCCCUGUCUAUCUGUCGGAGGGUGGGCAUCAUCACAGAACAGGAGGAGGAGCAGGAGGGCUUGGGGAUCAAUGGGGGCCUCACAGGGAGGGAGUUUGACGAGCUGCCCCCCCACCUGCAGCGCCAGGCCUGCAGGACGGUGCGCUGCUUCGCCCGGGUGGAGCCGGCACACAAGAGCCGGAUAGUGGAGUACCUCCAGAGCCUCAAUGAAAUCACUGCCAUGACAGGUGACGGUGUGAACGACGCCCCUGCUCUGAAGAAGGCGGAGAUCGGCAUCGCUAUGGGCAGCGGCACAGCGGUGGCUAAAUCCGCCUCUGAGAUGAUUCUGGCUGAUGACAACUUCUCCACCAUCGUGGCUGCAGUGGAGGAGGGCAGAGCCAUUUACAAUAACAUGAAGCAGUUCAUCAGAUACCUGAUAUCAUCCAACAUAGGAGAGGUGGUUUGUAUUUUCCUGACAGCAGCACUGGGCAUGCCUGAAGCGCUGAUCCCAGUCCAGCUGCUAUGGGUCAACCUUGUCACUGACGGUUUCCCAGCAACGGCUCUGGGCUUCAACCCUCCAGACCUGGACAUCAUGUCCCGUCCCCCCAGAACCUCCAAAGAGCCUCUGAUCUCCAGCUGGUUGUUCUGUCGCUACCUCAUCAUCGGAUGUUAUGUGGGAGCUGCUACUGUGGGGGCUGCUGCCUGGUGGUUCAUGGCAGCCCACGACGGACCAAAAGUGUCCUUCUAUCAACUGUCCCACUACCUGCAGUGCAGUGAAGGCCACGCUGAGUUUGCUGGUGUGCAGUGUUCAGUCUUUGAGUCUCCUUAUCCCAUGACGAUGGCUCUGUCUGUCCUGGUUACCAUAGAGAUGUGCAACGCCUUGAACAGUCUUUCAGAGAACCAGUCCCUGCUGAAAAUGCCUCCCUGGUCAAACCCCUGGCUGGUGGGAGCCAUCUGUCUGUCCAUGGCUCUACACUUCCUCAUUCUAUAUGUAGACCCACUGCCGAUGAUCUUCCAGAUACGCCCUCUGUCCUGGCCUCAGUGGGUGGUGGUGUUGAAGAUGUCUCUUCCUGUCAUCUUGAUGGAUGAAGCUCUAAAGCUCCUGGCCCGCAACUACAUUGAGCCAGGAAGCCAGAUGCAGACCGUGGAAGAGGAAGAGGAGCAGCGGAGGACGGGGGUGAGCCCGGGCUUGAUGGCGAGGAUGCGGCAGUCACUGAACGGCGUGUCCUGGUCGUUUGUCCUGAUCUCAGCUCCGCUACUGAUCUGGAUCUUCAGCCUGGACUCUGACAUCACCAACAUCUUCUGGGAGUGAUGGGAGGAAGAGAGGAUGGCUGGACUGUGGGGGGAAGAAGAAAGAACAUCUGAAAGACUGUUGGAAUAGCAUGCAGAAGGGCUGAGUGUGUGAGGGAUAAAGAGUAAAAUAUUUGGCCAACAGACAAUCGGAAAACAACAGGUAACGGAUAGCAUUUCUUCCUUUACCCUCAAAUGUGCUGUGUGUAGCAUUUCAAUCAUUGGCUCCAGGAAUCCUAAUGUAUGUCAAACACACCCAGAGUGAAAUAUGAUAGCUCUCAAGCUGUACACUAAUGAUAGCGUAGCAUGCUCACCUGCUAACCUGCUAACAUCUGCAUUCUAAGAAGGUUAAUGAUAAACAUUAGCAUGUUAGCAUGCUAUAAUCUGUUUCUGUGUUGUAAAGUUUGAAGACAGCCAGUGUAGAGAAUAAUGUAGAUCAUUAUGGUUCCCAGCUUAUCACAUUGAUUCUUUCCAGAGUAUUUCACUCAGGUUGCACCAGCUGGCCUAAAACCUAGUCUGUGUCACGCUCUGUGACGGCUAGCUAGCUUACAACUAGUCAUUUACCAAUGCCAAUCAAACUAAAGAAAUGUCUAAGUUAAAUAAAGUCAUGUGUAAAUCUAUUGAUAAGAACAUCUGUCCCGUCAGAUAAAGUCUACAAGAAGUUAUUAGUUAGUCGUAUUAUCGUGUUUUACAGUAGGCCAACCUUUCACCAUAUUUUUUGUGAGAUUAUUGGGAUAUAUUGUGUUUUUGUAAAAUAUAAUUUGAUGUAUUUUCAGUUACGUAGUAACUGCUUUGUUUGGUGCAACCCGAUUUAUUUAAUGAUCCACUUCUGUUAACAAGGCAAACAUCAAAGUAUGGAAGUGGUGAAAGUUAUCACUACUUCAAUUUAAAAAGGCAACGAUAGGAAAAUUAGAACAAUGUGUGCAACAGGAAUAUGUUUGUGUAUCAUUCUAACAGCUUGUUGAUGCUGUUUCGGUGGUUAAAUGCUACACAUAGCACCUUUUUGGAUACAAAUGUCUGGUUAGUGGAUCCGACAGAACACACACACACACCAGCUUUACCUCUACAUUGUACUUCACCAGUAAUAAUCUGUGGUCAGUAACAAGUAAUAAGGCCAGCUCUAUUAUCAAACUCCUCAACAACAGUCUUAAAGUAUUAUUGUUCCACCUUCCUUGUAGAUACUGUACAUUAGACUAAAACAAGCAUUUAACCUGUGAAGACAGACCUGCAUGUCAGCGCACGUCACACAUUUCUAACCACAUCAGAAGUUCAGCCUGAGUCCAGACUGUCAAUAACAGUGUGGACUAAAAGUGGACGUACAGUAUGUACAGCGGGGGGGUUCUGCAGGUGGUAAUAGCUUCCGAAUAGGUGACCACAGCAUUUCAAGGGCCAGUCCUUCAUCCUCCUUUGUCUUUUCUCUGAUUGUUACUGACCUAAGCUGAGAAAGUCUUAAAGUAACUUGACAUCCUGAGGCUUCACACGCUGAAGCCGAGCCUUCACACAUGUUGACUUUAUUAGUUAUGUUGAAACACACGCUUAAAAACUGAAACUUUGACUUUAAUUAUAUCUAUAAAAUCAACAGAUUACACAUAACUGUAUUAGGUUAGUUGAAAGCAAUAAAAUCAAGUUGAAUUAAAACAUAUUAGGUUCUACUUAAUAUUAUUGAUUUCAACUAACCUAUCCUUUUGACAGAAUACAUUUAAAUAAAGUCAACCUUUCAGUUUUCUCAGUGCAGCAGGUUGUGUACUUGCAGGUACGGUCAGCGUCAUCUGCUACGUGAAUGUAAGCUUAACGGAUGAAUACACUUAUUUUUGUUAUACACUGUCUGUGUGUAUUACUUUCACUACUGCUUGAGUUGUACCUCAGAGUGUACUGCGAAUGAUUUGAAUGCUUUAAGCACCGCUGUGAUACAUUCCUCAUGAGUCAUGGAGAGGCCUGCUUUGAGUCAGCGUUUAAUUAAAAGCUUUGUGCGAUUCAGCCAUUUCCUGCUGUGAUGCCCCCAUCUCAUUCUGUUUGCCAUUGAAGGGAUUUUUUUAUUUGUGCAACUGUUUGGAUUCAUGUAGUUCGAAAUGACUUAUUUGUCUAUGACAUCUGGCCACAAUGAGUAUAAUUACGGAAGAUACAUGUACAACUAAUAUUACAUUUUUCUGCUGACACAGACUAGAAGAGCAUUAACUUACAUAAAGUUGUGUCUAUAUUCUUGUAAUAUGUAUCAAUAUUGUUGCAUAACAUAGUAUAAUUGCACAUUUGUUCCAGUGAUGUUGUGAUUUUUUCCUGUAAAGUUGCCACUUAAUUCUUGCAAUUGAAUGUUUCAAAGUGAUUACACAUCAUAUUGCUGCUUUCUAUUAUAAAUCUUCAAAUUUCCCGUUGAUUCUUAUAUUAUAAAUUAUCACAUCAUUUCAUGACUUUCCUCCAAAAAGUGCCACUUCAUUCAAAACGGAGACUUCAUUCUCAUAGCAGCAUGAUUUUCUUUCUCACAACAUUGCGCCUUUAUGCCCAAAUGUCAGAUUUCAAACAUUGUUUUCCCUCAAAUUGGCCCAUAUAGUUAUUCAUAGGCUCUUUGACACCAUUAAUGACAAAAACAUUAAGCUGGUUCUUUAGAAUAGAAAAUCAUUUGACUGUUUGGCAGUUUGUGGCUUUUGUGUUUUAUUUUAUUUAAAUUGUUGUUUUAAUUACUACUGCCAGAUCAUUAUUUAAACAUAUAGACAUACUGUACCUUUAGCUACCCGUAGUUUUGCUUUAUUUUUUAUUGUUGCUCAAUGAAUCACACAAUAGCUUGAAAACUGCAAAACGACUGAGAGAGAUGUUUGUUGCAAUAUAUAUAUAUUUUUUUGUUUUAACAGAAGAAACACAUACCAACUUUGUUUACAGCGUUCUUUAUUGUUAUUGUUGUAGUUGUUAGCUCACACAUCUUCAGGAUGAACAUGAGUGAAAGGGUUUUUGGUUCCAGACUGUCACAUUAAAUGAAAGUUGUACCUGGCUGACUCACCUGUUUGAAUAAAGGUUGAAUUGAAGAAGUUAA
Molecule: messenger RNA, 6555 nt
Organism: Trematomus bernacchii (emerald rockcod)
Lineage: Eukaryota; Metazoa; Chordata; Actinopteri; Perciformes; Nototheniidae
Product: sarcoplasmic/endoplasmic reticulum calcium ATPase 2
Exons: 24
Coding region: 370-3555 (1061 amino acids)
Biological process (GO): intracellular calcium ion homeostasis; calcium ion transmembrane transport
Cellular component (GO): membrane
Molecular function (GO): ATP binding; ATP hydrolysis activity; P-type calcium transporter activity
Source: RefSeq, a predicted model, not a curated record